AUGUUUCGCCGGUUGUAUUUGCUAUACACCUUUGCACUGCUCAGCGCAGCUCAAUCAACACCAUCCGACGAGUACGCUGUCCAGCAUGUUGCGAACUUGGAUAACUAUCUUGUCGAGAAUCUGGCCGUGCGGGGCAAUGGCAAGGUUCUUGUAACGACUUCGGCGCCGGCAGCGACACUAUGGCAAAUCGAUCCCCAGUCAUCCGGCAAUGCCACUCUCAUUACACGUUUUCCAGGCGCCUCUGGCUCUUAUGGCAUAACCGAGCUUCAACCAGAUUUAUUCUAUGUGACAACUGGCAACUUUUCGAUCGAGACAAGGCAGCCCGUCCCCCAAUCAUUCGCGCUGUUUGAAGUGGAUAUGACUGGCUUUCGCCAACUCCCCACCGGCAAAAUAACCAGCCUUCCGACUCCCCAAAAGAUCGCCUCAAUCACGAAUGCCACUGUCCUCAAUGGUCUCACACAUGUCGAUGGACAAGCCGGAUUUGUCCUGGCAGCUGAUUCAUACGCGGGUCUGGUCUGGAAGGUCGAUAUUGCAACCGGAAGCGUUAUGACAGCAAUUAAAGACGCAUCGAUGGACCCCAGUCCCUCAAAAGCGGCAGGGAUCAAUGGCUUGAAGUAUCAAAACGGCUACCUCUAUUACACAAACACGGGGAACAACCUGUAUUACCGCUUACCAAUCUAUGCUAAUGGUUCGGCUUCCGCGGAGCCCGAGACCAUCGCGCAGGUCACAAAAGGCGACGACCUCAUCCUGGAUGGCGCUGGAACAGCCUACAUCUGCCAACAGGUAAAUUCUGUGAGCAGAGUAGCCAUAAAUGGGACACAGCAAGUUAUUGCGGGUACCAUCAACAGCAAUGCCAGUUCACUUCUCGGGCCGACCGCUGUGGCUUGGGGAAGAACUCCAUCGGACAGAGACAGACUCUAUGUAACAACGAAUGGAGGCCAAUCUGCUGCCUUCAACACGUCAGGGUCCCAAGGUCUCUCUGUGAUCGGGCCUAUCGCCCAGGAAUCCACUGAAACGGGCAACUCUUCUGCUUCAGCCACGUUGUCGACAACACAAGGAACCGCUACACCGACUCAGUCCAAUGGCGGAGUUGUCGUCCGGAGGGUGGAAAAGCAGAAUGCUGCAAGGGACGCGGAAACUUGUCAAGGCACCCCCAGCAGCGAGGCUUCUCCAGACUUUACAUCGACCGUCACCGGCACAACCGCUAGAUCAUCGAUAGUGAAGGCCCAGGGUCCCCUUCAAUGGGUCAUAUAUUCAGCAGCAGGUGAAGAGGACCUUGAAGACGGAGACAACUCCCAGCGCCUCGAGCGGGUGAGUCCUUCAGUCUCCAGCGAUUCCAGAUGCGAUGAUACUCGUCUCACCAUAGCCGAGUCGAUCAAGCCGGACCCUCAGAAUGCCUCCAUCAAUUUCUUCUUCCGCUACUAUACAGGAACGAUUUAUGACUCCCAGCUUCACAAUUCUUUUGCACUCCUAUGGCAACCAAUGUACCUAAAGUCUUCAGAGAAUUCACCAUUGAGACUUGCAACGGCAGCAGUGACCGUCAAUGUUGCUAUGAUGUGGAAUUUCAGAGGUUGCGACGCACGGCCAGCACGACAGCUUUUCACCAAAGCCCUGGAAGCGACGAGAAAGGCGAUUGGCGAUCCGGCACAGAGUAACAAGGAUGAGCUUCUCAUGACGAUAUUGGUCUUUGACCUCUACGAUGCACUGGUUCUGCACUACGUACCCGGGCCUUUGACCUAUGGUAAACACAAAAACGGAGCCGUCGCUCUACUCAAGCACAGAGGUCAUGUCAAUUAUUUGACCGAAGUAGGUCAGGGCCUCACCAGUGCGACCAGACACGCCCUUAUCAACCAUGCAUUAUCUCUCAGAACCAGGAUACCCGCGGAAUCAGUUCAACUUUUCACUCACCCUUCAAUGUCAGGUCGCUUUGGUUCACAGCUUGACGUGUUAGGGAUCCAGAUUGCCGAUACACAAAACCGCCUCUGGAGUCUGAGACGUCAGGAUGGCUCAGUACAAGGCUCGGGACAACGCCGCAAAGCUUUUGAAGAGAUAAUUGCGGAUGUGAUCCGGAUUGAUGACCUCCUCAUGGCUUGGAAGCGAACCAUUCCUAACCCCGACUGGUUGCCACAAUUCGUGUUUCGUGAGGAUGUGGCCUCCUCAAUCAUCAAUGCAGGCUUCUACGGAAGCAAAUGCGCUGUCUGGAAGGACCUGACUUACGCAGACGUGUUCAAUUUGUAUGCCACCCGCCGCAUUUAUACGCUGCAAAUGAUCCGGCAAUCUCUGGCUGAUGAACCCAGCCUGCUUGCGGACUCAAGAUACCGCGCAAUCCUUGCGAAAGCAAAUUCGACCAUCCAAACCCUUGUUGACGCUGUGCUAGAGACUAUUCCCGCCCAUCUCGGGGACACGGUGGUUCCAACAAAUCCAAUCUAUUGUUCUGGGGUGGCGUUCCCUUUCAAAAUUAUUCGAGACGCAAUCACUGGCGAGUUGAGAAGCAUUCCGGACCUGGAAGGCAGUGACUUCCGGAUGAGGGCUUCGUCGUCCGGCGCAUGGAUGAUCUUUCCUUAUCUGCUCGAUUUAUACCGCUUUGCAGAGCCCGAGGAUGACGCCGCCCCGAUUAUACUCAGAGAAGGUCAAUUGGAGUGGCUCAAAGCGCAAAUCAAACGCUUGCAGACAACCUUCUUGUAUUGUGAUCCAGUUUGGUAA
Messenger RNA from Fonsecaea erecta, 2703 nucleotides. RefSeq lists its product as hypothetical. The transcript is spliced from 2 exons. The record is from RefSeq and is a predicted model, not a curated record. Lineage: Eukaryota; Fungi; Ascomycota; Eurotiomycetes; Chaetothyriales; Herpotrichiellaceae. Bases 1 to 2703 code for a protein of 900 amino acids.